AUGUCUGAUUUAGAAGAUGAUUUACUUGCUUUAGCAGGUGGAGAAGAUAACACCUAUGAAUCAGAUGAAGAAAUCACCAGUUCCAAAAGGAAACCCAUUGUUGCAGAUGAUUAUAAUGAAGAUGAUGAUGAAGAUACAGUAUUAUCCAAACGUCGUAGAGUUGAAUCUGGAGAUGAUGAUGAUUAUGAACCACAACAACCACAACAAGGGGAAGAAGAAGAAGGAGAAGAAUUUCAAGAGAAUGAAUUGAUUGAUCCAUAUCCAUUAGAAGGUAAAUAUAAAGAUGAAGCUGAUCGUGAAGCUUUAGAUAAUAUGGAUGAAAUGGAAAGAGAACAAAUUUUAUUUGAAAGAAUGCAAGAAAUGGAUAAAUAUAGAGAACGGAAAUAUUUACAAGAAAGAAUGAAACAACAACAACAACAACAAAAGAAUGUUGUUGGAAGAAUUGAACCUACUAGAUCUUCAGGAAGAUCAAAAACAGGAUUAAAACCAGCUAAAAAAGAUAAAUUGACUGAAUUAAGAAAACAACGUGCACAACAUUCUAAAAGAAAAUCAAGAAGAGAAGCAGAUUAUGCCGAAGGUUCAGAAGAUGAAGAAGAUGAAGAUGACAAGGAACCAGAAGAAGAAGAAGAAGAGGAUGACGAUGAAGAAGGAUUCGAGGAAGAUUAUUAUGAUGAUUAUGAUGGAACUGUUGCUUGGGGAGGUCCAUCUAAAGUUAAAAAGAAGAGAUCUACAGAAUUAGCCAAAUUAGAAGAUAUUAAUCGUAUAAAAGUGGGGAGAACUAUUUUGACUCAAUAUUGUUUCCAUUCAGGAUUCGAAGAUACGAUAGUCGAUACUUUUGGGAAAAUCAAUUUAGGUAUGGAUAGAUCUACUCGACAACCAAUUUAUAGAAUGGUCAAAAUAAUUGAUGUGAAAUCACGACCAGAACGAGCAUAUAAAUUGGGUCAUUCCAAUUUUGAUAUUUUUUUAACUGUGAGUCAAAAUAAGGAUCAAAAAAAGGAUUUCCCGAUGUCGAUUUUUUCUGAUUCACCAAUUAAUCAAGAUGAAUUUGAUAGAUAUUUAAAAGAAUUGAAUAAAACUGAUGAAAUGAUUGAAUUUUUGGAUGAUGUGAAUUCUAAAUUUGAUGAAUUGACAAAAUUCUAUAGUAAAGGAUUAACUGAUAAAGAUAUUAAUGAUAUGAUUGCUAGAAAACAAAAAAUUCAAGAAAAAAAAGGUAAUAUCAGUAUGUAUGAUGCUGUUAAUAGGAAAACCAAUUUAUUGGAUCGAUUGAAAAUUGCUAAACAACAAGGCAAUUUAGAAAAAGUUCAAGAAAUCAUUGAGAAAUUAAAAGAUAUUGAUGAAAUUUUAGAAUCACAAACAUCUAAUCAACCAACUUCAAAAUCAUUAAAUACUAUGACAUUAGUUAAUGAAAGAAAUCGGAAAUUGAAUUCUACAAACAUUAGAAAAGCAGAAAUUAAAUUCAAAUCAACAGCUGCUCAACAACAAUCCGAUGGUGAUCCGUUUUCUCGUUUGAAAACCGCCACAAGAAUGUUUUAUCAAGAUUUAAUUAAUCAAGAAAAUGAAAAGGCAUUAAAAAAUGUUAAUAUGCAACAAAUGAUCGAUGAAAAAACUGAGAAUGAAGCCAAAAUUGCUAAAUCAACUUAUCGAGAUCUUGGAGAAAUGGAUAAAUUAAUAAAAACAAUUGAUUUUGAUUUUGAAUUGGCAGUAUAA
This is a messenger RNA of Candida albicans SC5314, 1707 nucleotides long. RefSeq names its product Rtf1p (gene RTF1). Gene Ontology annotation, cellular component: Cdc73/Paf1 complex. Lineage: Eukaryota; Fungi; Ascomycota; Pichiomycetes; Serinales; Debaryomycetaceae. The coding region runs from base 1 to 1707 and encodes 568 amino acids. Gene Ontology annotation, molecular function: DNA binding; RNA polymerase II C-terminal domain phosphoserine binding. The record is from RefSeq and is a predicted model, not a curated record. The transcript has a single exon.